GAGAACCACUUGUGUUACCCAGCGGUACAAUGCUUUGUGCCGCGACAGGUAAAGCGAGGAGACAGCUUGAUCGAGUCUUGCUAAGGGCAGGAGAGGAGUAAGAAAGUCAGGGAGCCUCCGAGGAUGAGAGGGCGAGCGCUAUGAACAAGCUAACAAUGGAAUAUACCUGGCUGAGGCUUCAGUUUCUUGCGCAGCUUUCUGGGGUUGGGGUCACCGGUCAUUCCAGUGCGAGUGCGGCCACCGCAGUCGUAGUGGUGCCUUACAGUACGUCACGGGGGCGAGAUGAUCCAAGUUGUGUACAAUUGUUGGUGCAGUCCGGGCUCCGGGCGCCGAACGACUCUUGGUUGGCGCUUGUCAUGCUGCCUGGAGGGAGCCGACUAGUAGCCUAAAGUACCUACGUAGCGAUAUUCUCUUUAUUUCUGCCGACACUCACACUUCACCCCUGCUGCUACUAGUAGCAGACACCUACAGACCCGGCUCUCUGAUGACUUCAUCUCGCACAAUAAGACCUACACAGUACCUAGGUAAUCACAUCUCUGAUUACCUAGGACAAGAAGCUGUAAUGAUAGCCAGUGCUCUACAUACCAUCUUGGGUCCUCCCGUUCAAGAUGCUGAGGAAGAAACAUUCCUCCUGUACACUCAAGACAUCCCCAGCAACAAUCUCGGCAUGGUCGAUGCCAAAGCCGAAACCGUCGAGAUUGAGAUUGGCGGUCAUGAUUAUGUUCUCCGACAGUCGCCUGGUCUUUUGACCUCGAACCGAGCAGGAGGUACCACUGGUGCGGCCUUGUGGAAAAUUACGCCGCUGUUAGCGAGCUGGCUUGCAUCGUUGCCGCCUCUCCUUCGCGACCUGGGCGCUCUCCAUUCCGAGUCAACGGUUGUCGAGUUGGGCUGUGGAGUGGCGGGAUUGUUGGGCUUGGUGCUGUCUCGCGUGGUCGGAUGUUAUGUGCUUACAGACCAGGAGUAUGUGAUGAAAUACUUGAAAGAAAACAUCCUCAUGAACACAGCAGCCCGAAAAUCGGCCACAAGGACUUCGAACAGGAAAGGCAAUGCACAACUUGAAAGGUAUCAACCGAGAGACAAUCUCAGAAUGGUUCCGCUCGACUGGGAAACUACCGAUGUUGGAAUCUUGACCUCUACCAUAGGCCCCCAAGGCUCUAUAGACCUUCUGGUUCUCUGCGAUUGUGUCUACAAUGAUUUCCUUGUCUCGCCCCUGGUGCAAACCUGCAUCGACAUCUGCCGUCUGGGAACCACUGCCGAAAAGAACACCAUCAUCGUCAUAGCCCAACAGCUUCGAGCCGAUUCCAUCUGCGAAUUAUUCCUGGCUACCUUGAUGAAGCAUUUUGACGUUUGGCGGGUUCCGGACGAGAAGAUUUCGGCAGAGUUACGUUCAGGAUCAGGCUACGUCGUCCAUCUCGCGACGCUCAAGGGUUGAAGAGGCAGAGGAGCGCAGUAACUGAGACGACAUUAGAUACUCUUGCAAUACGAUAUCCACAUUCUUCAAUGCA
Molecule: messenger RNA, 1505 nt
Organism: Exophiala dermatitidis NIH/UT8656
Lineage: Eukaryota; Fungi; Ascomycota; Eurotiomycetes; Chaetothyriales; Herpotrichiellaceae
Exons: 2
Coding region: 485-1432 (315 amino acids)
Source: RefSeq, a predicted model, not a curated record